AUGACAUUUGCCCCGAGACAUUUCACCCAUUGCACUUCAUCCAAAAAGAUUAAGCCCAAUUUCCGUUUGACCCUAUGCGCCGGCGGCCUGCUGCUCAGCGCUCAGCCGUCCGCAUUCCGAGCGGGGCGUGCAUGUCCUGCACGUCUGCGGCCCCCUCUGCCUGCGGCUCCAAGCCUGCGAGGCCUUGUCCUUGUCCGGGCGCCACCGGCCCUGCUACAAGGACCUCUGCCCUUUGCCCCGCAGGUGGAGGUGGCGGUGCUGGGCGUGCUGCUGGUGCUCACCGUGCUGGGCAAUGCGGUGGUGCUGCUGGCGCUGUACGCCCGGCGGCGCUGCGGCGGCCGCAGGAAGCUGUCGCGCAUGUUCUACUUCAUCCUGCACCUCAGCGUGGCCGACAUGGUCACCGCCUUCUUCAGCGUCCUGCCGCAGCUCGUCUGGAAGGUGACGUUCCGGUUCCACGGCGGCAACUUUCUGUGCAAGGCGGUCAAGUUCGGCCAGCCGCUGGGUGUGUACCUCAGCUCGUACGUGCUCACGGCCACGGCGUGCGACCGCUACCGGGCCAUCUGCCACCCGCUCACCUACUGCUCCUGGACCUCUCGCCGCGCCAAGACCAUGGUCUGGGCCGCCUGGGGAGUGGCCAUCUGCUUCUCCGCACCUCAGGCCUUCAUCUUCUCGUACAGACAGGUGGGCCCGGGUGAGACGGACUGUUGGGCCGACUUCCCCCCCGACUGGGGUGUCCGCUCCUACGUCACUUGGUACGCGUGCUCCGUGUUCGUGGUGCCUCUCGUCGUCCUCUUCUUCACGUACUCCAGGAUCACGUGCGAGAUCUGGCGGUGCGCGUCCACGCGGCACGUCCCCAGCGCGCUGCCCGCCGCCGCCGUCACCCCGGGCGCCACCCCGGCCGCCACGCCCAGCGCCGGGCGCGCGCGCAUCGCCCUAUCCUGCCAGCAGGCGCACGCCUACGCUUACCGGUUCGGCGCUGCGCAGCUGGCCGGCUCGCCACCCAGCCCGGCCGGGACCGCCUCGCCCGGGACGCCGUCCAUGGCGGCGGCGGGGUCGCUGCUGCUGACGACGGCGACCACGACGAACACGAGCACCACGGGCAGCGCGGGGAGCGGCCGCGGCGGCGGUGCCUGCUCGGCGGGCAGCUUCGUGGCGGUGCGCUCGGCCAGCAGCCGCACCAACCCGCUCAUCUCUCGGGCCAAGAUCAACACCGUCAAGCAGUCCGUGCUCGUCAUCAUGCUCUACAUCGUGUGCUCGGGGCCCUUCAUCUGCGCGCAGCUCUGGGCCGCCUGGACCACGCCCGGCGACGGCGCCAGCAACGCCGUGCGGGAGGACGCCGAGUACCUGCAAGACUCGUCCAACGUGUACACCAUCCUUACGCUGCUGUUCAGCCUCAACAGCUGCGUCAACCCGUGGAUCUACCUGGCCUUCAACAAGGAGCUGCGCAGCCCGCUGUUCCUGCUGCUGUCCUGCAGGGCGUGCAAGCAGGCCGCCAUCGGCCGGGGGCAGAGCGCCGCCGCCGGCAGCAUGCACUCGUCGUGCUCCUCCGUGAACAACGGGCACGUCGCCGCCCCCGCCACAGCCGCCCCGGGGGCGGUGGGGCGCCGCGGGCAUCGCGGUGUGGCCCGCCGCGCCCCCGCCGCCUGCAAGACGUACCGUCUGGCGCCGCUGCCGCGACCCGCCAAGAGCCGGCCGCGGCUGUGGCCCCGCCGCCUGCACUGGCUGUGCGCCCAGGGUGAGUCAGCCGCCUCGUUUAGAAGAGCAGCCGGCGAGGCGGAAAUUAGAAAUUCCGAUGAGCCUCCAUCGCUGGGAAAACAAAGGUGCUAA
This is a messenger RNA of Frankliniella occidentalis (western flower thrips), 1827 nucleotides long. Its product is annotated as oxytocin receptor-like. The record is from RefSeq and is a predicted model, not a curated record. The transcript is spliced from 7 exons. Gene Ontology annotation, molecular function: vasopressin receptor activity; peptide binding. NCBI's taxonomy places the organism in Eukaryota, Metazoa, Arthropoda, Insecta, Thysanoptera, Thripidae. Gene Ontology annotation, biological process: G protein-coupled receptor signaling pathway. Gene Ontology annotation, cellular component: membrane. The coding region runs from base 1 to 1827 and encodes 608 amino acids.